AUCGCCAAUCUGGAACUUGAUUGAGAUUCUGCCACAGACACCGCCCAAACACCAACCCAUCCUCAGCCAUCUGGGCAGGUGAAAUCUAACAACUACAGAAGCUCUUCGCUAUCGACGGAAAAUACUUGACUCUAGCAUCAGUGUACGCCGGCCACGAUCAUCCCCGCGGAAACCUGGCCACGGCUAGCAAUGCGACCUACUUAGUUGUCGUUCGCCCUUGAUCCCAUCUGUCACCAGAACGUCCGAUCGAGCAAGCCAGUCUUUCACGCGACAGGCGCAUCUCGCCGCGCUUCGCAUCCAUCAUGGAUUCCAGUGCGCCCAACGGAGGCUUAUCGCCUCGGGCUUUUGCGAUGCAGCACCAGCGUCCUCGGGCCAGUUUUCAGGGAUGUUCACGAAUCUCCGACUACGAACUCCUCGGGAAGCUGGGUGAGGGUACUUUCGGUGAAGUUCACCAUGCGAGAUCUCGCAAGACCAACGCUCAUGUCGCCGUCAAAAAGAUCAUCAUGCACCACGAAAAGGAUGGCUUCCCCAUCACGGCAUUGCGAGAAAUCAAACUUCUGAAACUGCUCUCCCACAAAAAUGUCCUGCAGCUGGUAGACAUGGCUGUGGAGCACCCUCAGAGAGCCAGUAAGUCGCUCAUGCUCAACUACCCAAUUCGCCAGCAGCAAUUCCUGACCCGAAUUGUGACAGGCGACAAGCGCAAGCGCCCGAUUAUGUACAUGGCAACCCCGUACAUGGAUCACGAUUUGUCGGGUCUUCUCGACAACCCUUCCGUUCAUUUCACCGAACCGCAGAUCAAAUGUUACAUGCUGCAGCUCCUCGAGGGAUUGCGAUAUCUGCACGACCAACAUAUCCUACAUCGAGACAUGAAGGCUGCCAAUCUUCUCAUCAACAACAAAGGCAUCCUCCAGAUUGCCGAUUUCGGUCUGGCAAGACACUACGAAGGGCCAACGCCCAAGCCUGGACACGGGGCAGGAGAGGGGAAAAGGGAAUACACCGGCCUUGUCGUCACUCGGUGGUACAGACCCCCGGAAUUGCUGCUUCACCUGAAAAGAUACACAACCGCUAUUGACGUUUGGGGUGUUGGCUGUGUCUUUGGCGAAAUGCUUGUUGGAAAGCCGAUUUUGGCUGGUGAGAGCGAUACACACCAGCUCGACAUCAUUUGGGAUCUGAUGGGGUCGCCCACGCCGGAAAAUAUGCCCCUUUUCAGCACUCUUCCUGGUGCUGAAGCAGUGACCCCACGCCCUCGACCUGGUAGCAUUACCAACAAAUUUAGAGAGUACGGAACCGGAGCAGUCUCUUUGCUUAAGGAGCUUCUCAGACUCGACUGGAGAAGUCGCAUAAACGCCGCCGAUGCGCUCAACCAUCCAUACUUCAAGAUGGCUCCCAUGCCGGCCGAACCUGGAGACCUACCCACCUUCGAGGACAGUCACGAACUGGACAGGCGAAAGUUCCACGAUCGUCAGGCAAAACUCCCACCAGCGCCCAAGGGAGGCACGGUGGGCAUGGGCCCCGAGGCGCACGGCGCGAAUGCCGGUUUCAACAAUACCGAUGCUUACAGCAACCGCAAUGGCGUAAACGGGCGGAAUGUCAAUGUACCCGGAGGUCACAGGAACGGCGGGGAUGAACGCCGACCAGCUUGGCAGCGCGACAACAGAGGCUUACCUCCGCGACCGCCCCCACCCGAGUAUGCUAACGGCGGCCCUAUGCCGCCCCGCGAUGACUACCGGGACAGAGACCGAGAUAGGAGGCCGAGAAGUCGAGGAGGAAGAGGUCCUGACGUAGACACGUAUAUCCCGAGCUACAGAGACGAUGUUCCUCCACGACAUAGAGAUGACCGGCCUCCUCGCGACCGACGCCGCAAUAGUAGAGAUGAGCGAUGGCACGAGCGAGACUGGGAUCGCCGGACGCGGAGCCGUAGCCGCUCCCCCAUGCGGGAACGGGACGCGUACCGCAGAUGAGAUUGCGGCCUGUACAAAAGACAGUAUAAUAUCGAAUGGCAGGACAGCUCGGCGAAGCACUGGGACAGGCGUUUGGGGGUGGGAGCAUAAUUCCAAGCAAGGCUGGUAUAUAAGUGAUUCCCCGGUAAUGAAUGCUUCCCUUCCCAGCAGUAGUGGUUUAUAUUAAGAAAGGCCGAAUUACCAAGUCAAAUCUCUGAAUCAUCGUCGUCCUCCUCAUGAAUCGUUUGCGACCAAAGCCCGGGAGUUCGCCUCCGUCUCUUUGGGGGCGGCUUGUUCAGUAACUGCCAAUCAGUCUCGUAGGAUGAUGAGUCUUCCGUUUUACCAGUCCCGGGCCGCUCUGACAAUGGUGUUCCCGGCAUUGGCGUUGUGGAGAAAGAACUAGACCUCUCAUCAUGCAUGCCGAGGACAGAGGUGAUGAUGCCGGAUGUGCAAGCCAUAGUCAGGCCAGCCAAGAUGCCGAUGCACGCACCGCAGGCCAACUAAGGGGAAGAUUAGUAUAUCAGCAGUCUGACAAUUGUGUAGGUAAGGCAGAG
Colletotrichum scovillei is the source of this 2494-nucleotide messenger RNA. RefSeq lists its product as uncharacterized. Gene Ontology annotation, cellular component: nucleus. The record is from RefSeq and is a predicted model, not a curated record. The transcript has 4 exons. Gene Ontology annotation, molecular function: cyclin-dependent protein serine/threonine kinase activity; ATP binding. Lineage: Eukaryota; Fungi; Ascomycota; Sordariomycetes; Glomerellales; Glomerellaceae. Gene Ontology annotation, biological process: protein phosphorylation. Bases 303 to 1961 code for a protein of 552 amino acids.